AUGUCUCGAGACUACAAGCCCAGACCUGAGAUCACGGAACUCUAUGAAUAUAUGGUGAAAAUCCGUAGACAUUGUCACAUAAAUGCGGAGACGGCCUUCAACGAAUUCGACACCGCAGCUUACAUCACAAAGGAACUGAAAUCUAUGAAAGGCAUGCAAGUUAUCAACAAUAUCGGUGGGCCGACUGGAGUAGUUGGGAUUUUACGUGGCAAGACUGAACGCCCAUGUAUCGGUUUACGAGCUGAUAUCGAUGCAUUGCCACUAACCGAGGAUCCGACUGGCAAGGUCUAUGCUAGCACUCGCAAGGGUGCGAUGCAUGCAUGUGGUCACGAUACGCACAUCGCGAUGCUGCUGGCUGCUGCGAGAGUUGCGUCGGAAAAGUGGAACUCAAAGAUGCAUGGAUCCAUCAAGUUCAUUUUCCAGCCCGCUGAAGAGAAUGGUGGUGGUGCAAAGAGAAUGAUUGAAGAUGGUCUCCUGGACGUGGGUGGUUUCGACAUUGAUGCGUUCUAUGGAAUCCAUAUCUCAAGCUUUGCACCUGUUGGUAUGGUCUUUGCUAAUGUAGGAACAACGAUGGCUGGAGGCGAUUUCUUUUACAUUACCGUCAAUGGCGUGGGUGGUCAUGGAUCUGCCCCGCAUCAGACGAAGGACGCGAUAGUGAUUGCCAGCCAUUUGAUUACGGCGCUACAAACGGUUGUGUCUCGAAAUGUUGAUCCUCAGAAAGGUUCAGUGCUUUCAGUCGGCAAGAUUGAAGCUGGAUCUGUAGCAAAUGCUAUAGCUUCCACCGCAAGUAUGGAGGGAACAGUCAGAUUCUUUGAGCCUGAAGUGAAGGUAUUGCUUCGAAAUCGGUUAACAGAAAUCUGCAAGGGUGUCGCGGCCACUUUUGGUGUUGAGAUUGACAUUCGAUAUGUGGAUAUCUUUCCUGCUUUAACCAACGACAAGGGUCCAACAGAGCUUGUUCGAUCUAUCGUCUCAAAGAUAACGCCUCACUUGGGCCCUGCAUUCAAAGCAACGGGAUCGGAAGACUUUUCACGAUUCCUGGAAUUACGUCCCGGCUGCUUCUUCAACGUGGGAGGCAAAAUCAACGACGGUAAAAUGAGGCCACAUCAUAGUCCUCUCUUUGACAUUAAUGAGGAAGCUAUGCUUGUUGGUGCUUCAUGCUGGGUGCAAUUGAUUGAGGACAUGCUCGUGACGCAAGUCAUUAAGGAUGUAGCUGGUGGUGAACGUCGUGGGGUGACGAAACCUGCUGCGGCUGCUGUUAGAUUAUAA
This is a messenger RNA of Synchytrium microbalum, 1266 nucleotides long. RefSeq lists its product as uncharacterized. Lineage: Eukaryota; Fungi; Chytridiomycota; Chytridiomycetes; Synchytriales; Synchytriaceae. Bases 1 to 1266 code for a protein of 421 amino acids. The transcript is spliced from 8 exons. Gene Ontology annotation, molecular function: hydrolase activity. The record is from RefSeq and is a predicted model, not a curated record.